AUGGGUUUUGGCUUUAUAGGCCGAGAUGGCUCACGCAAUCUACUACGCAAAACUUUCUCCCCGACGUUUUGGUUCGAUCAUUGCUGGCCAGCCUCGCGCCAGUAUUGGUUCUCUCUGUUGUUCAUCGCCGUCAUCUGCGCCAAAAUCCUUCACAUAUACUCGCAUCUGAACUCAUUACCCCUCGGACAAUUGAUCAUCUGGGCCCCCACAUUCUUUUUACAAGAUGUAGUUUGUAUAUUCUUAACCCACAGCCUGUGUGCUGACUACCAGCACCGUUGGGCACGUGUCAUAGCGACCUUGCUGGUCAUUCCAACUAGUUUGGCAAUGUCUGGUCUGUCAGCCGCCAAUAUCUCUUUCUACGUCGCAACCGGAGCCGAAAUCCACUGGAAACAAGCGCACAACUUCCACGGCGACAGAGCCGCCGUCAAGACGAUGCUCACCGGCUUAACGGGUUUAAUCAUCGUCGAGAUCGCCUUUGUCGCUGCAUCCUGGAUUUCCACACCACAUCUAUACAAUUGGACCGAGGGCAUUGUGUCAAUCUUUAGGGGUGUUCUGCCAGCCGUUUGUCGCAGGAAACGAACUUCGGUCUUGAAAAGAUACGAGCGACUCGCGCCUGAGGACUGGGAGGAGGACCGAAGUGAUGUUGAGUUGGGCUCGGGCUUGCAGGGAAUAAAAACAACUCAAGAAAAUGUAACGAAGGAAGUUCGGCAUUCUCUUUGGCUGCGAGUCUUCGUUUUCACAUUCACUGGCUUUGUGGUUCUUUUGCGUUGCAUUCGUCCAUCAAAUUCUGCCUAUAACUUUCUAUCUGAGACUGUCAUUGUCACACCGUUUGACAAAGAUCAGUCUGGCGCCCCAUCAUCGUUUGAUCUACUUGAAUUGACAGGUGAUUACAGUUGGUUGGGCAAUCACACUGCCCUAGCAGCACCACCCACAUUUGACUGGCUGCCACACGAUAAACUGGCCGGGUUCAGUGACUGGUAUGAAAAUGCCAAUCACACUGCGCGCGUGCAUUAUAAUCCAGCACGUGAUCCUCUCCAUAUCUCCAACCUUGAAAAUGAAGUUCUCGAAUCUCUACGCGAGUCGCUUCAGAGCGGCAGUGUCAAGAUCAAGCACGUGUUACUUCUCAAGCUAGAAAGCACUCGUGCAGAUGUCUUUCCACUUCGCAAGGAAUCCUAUUUCGGGGACAUGAUUCGCGAAACAUUUAAAGAUGGCCACCUCCCCACUGAUGUUGAAGAAAGACUGGCCAAUCUAACACCCACCGCAGAGAGACUUACAGCUACUUCCUCUGGGUUCAAUGGAAACAAUAAUGUACCUAAUCCAUAUGGAGGAUUCCAUGCUACCAAUGCUUAUACGGGCGGUACCUUUACCCUGAAGAGUACCCUGGCCACUAUCUGUGGUAUCUCUCCCUUGGUCGUGGACUUUAAUCGCGAAUACCUGCACCACGUUUACCAACCGUGCAUGCCGCAUAUCCUGGAAGCACUCAACUCUCAGGCCAACCAGACCAAGACGGAGGACUUUACCUCUUGGCCAUGGCGAUCCACAUGGAUGCAGGCCAUCACUGAUGACUACGACAACCAAGACCUUCUCACACCCGUGUUGGGCUUUAAACACAAAGUAACAGACAUCAACAUUACCGAGGAUCGUGCGAAGAAGGGUGGCAGUCAACCAGAGAAGUUCAAUUUCUGGGGAUACCUCGAAACAGAGCUUUCGGAUUACUUUCGCAAUGCAAUCCAAUCAGCAGAGAAACAGAAGGAGCGACUGUUCAUCUCACACUUGACUGGUAUUACGCAUCAACCUUGGGAUAACCCAAAAGGUCAGAAGUACGAGGAAAUGAUUAGCCACGGCUGGGUGGGAAAGAACAAUAAGGUAAAUCACUACCUCAAUACGCUUGGUGUUGCAGACAAAUGGCUCGCCGAGUUGUUGAACAUCCUAGAGGAAACGGGUGUUGCCGACGAGACCCUGGUCGUGAUGGUGGGAGAUCAUGGCGUUUCACUCCCUGAGAACAGCGGUGUGACUCCAUACCUCAACCCCCAUACCGCCAGUUUCCAUGUCCCUCUAGUCUUUGCCCACCCCAAGCUACCAGCUAUCGAGAUCAACUCUCGCGUUGCUUCGAUUCAAAUCCUCCCCACAAUUCUCGACAUUCUAUCGGAAUCUGGAUCUCUCAACAAACAAGCAAAAUCCGCUAUCCAAGAUCUUCUCCCCAUGUACGAAGGUCAAUCAAUGAUCCGACCCACAUUCGCAGAAAAAGAUGGAAAGCAAGACUGGCAGUUCUCAGUCAUGAACACCGGAGGAACAUGGCUUGCCCUGCGAUCCGCUGCAAAGCCUUAUCGUCUCAUCAUCCCCGUCAUUCCUGACCUCGAAUGGCGGUUCUCGAAUGUAGAGACCGACCCCCAUGAACUGCAAGCACUACAGGAUUUCGAUCUUUCGAAUCUGAUGAAGAUGGUCUCGCCUAAGUACGGAGAAGAUGCUGUUCAGUGGAUCAAAGACGCGUCUCACGUGGCGAAGUGGUGGGUUAAAGAUAAUUGGCGGCGCUAUGAAUAUGUGCCGUGA
Molecule: messenger RNA, 2550 nt
Organism: Penicillium hordei
Lineage: Eukaryota; Fungi; Ascomycota; Eurotiomycetes; Eurotiales; Aspergillaceae
Exons: 3
Coding region: 1-2550 (849 amino acids)
Source: RefSeq, a predicted model, not a curated record